Sinocyclocheilus rhinocerous is the source of this 1091-nucleotide messenger RNA. Its product is annotated as protein aurora borealis-like. The coding region runs from base 165 to 1091 and encodes 308 amino acids. Gene Ontology annotation, biological process: regulation of mitotic nuclear division; activation of protein kinase activity; regulation of mitotic spindle organization. The transcript has 10 exons. The record is from RefSeq and is a predicted model, not a curated record. Gene Ontology annotation, cellular component: cytoplasm; nucleus. Lineage: Eukaryota; Metazoa; Chordata; Actinopteri; Cypriniformes; Cyprinidae. Gene Ontology annotation, molecular function: protein kinase binding.
UCAGCUGAUUGGUUGUUUCGCAUAUUCUGCUGAAUUGUGAUUGGCUAGCACCUCUUGAGCGAAAAUUAAACCAGACGUUAGAGCUAUUCAGCGAUCACUGUCUGGCUUGUUUGAGUUUCGUUACGUUACGUUUGUAGCCUGGUUGGCCGGACGCCGUUUAUAAGAUGGGAGAUAUAGCAGAGAUUCAUAUAACACCCGAGACUCCUGGAAGACCCGCUAUCCUGAACCCGUUUGAGAGCCCAAACGACUAUCAUCGUCUGCAUGAGCCCCUGGUGCCCAGCCCGUCGGUGUUCAAGAGCUCCAAGAGCUCCUCAGCGACACCAGCCAAGUUCAAAUGGUCCAUCGAUGAAAUGGCAAAUUUACUUCCUGUGGAAAUAGACUCAGAGGACAUUCACCGCCAGGCUAUGUUUCUGAGCCAAACCAGGGCAGAUGCUGAGAUUGAGGAAAAACGGCAACAUGCUAUUGAACAGUUUUUCACUAAAGGUGCAAUUGUUCCCUCUCCAUGGGGACCACCAGCAGCUAAACCAUCAGUAAAAAUGCCACAUCAGAAAAGUUCUUUGUCCCCACUGGUAACAGAUGACAUUCAGUCAUCAAAGAAAAUAAAUGCCAUCUGUCAGACGGUCUUGUCUCUACCUGUGGACUUCAAUCUCGAAAAAGUUCUGGGUGAUUACUACAAGACAGAAGAGCUAACCGAACAGGUGCAGGAGAGCCUUAGCUCCUCUUCUUUGCGGCGGAAGCUGUUUCUUGAUGGCCAUGACAGUGGCUCUGAGUCCUCUACCCCUUCCAGCCCAGACAGAUAUUCCCAUAAUGUUCCUCCCAGCAGUCGAGAGAUGGUGUCUUCUGUUAUUGUCUCUCCACUUCAGUGUGGCAUUCCAACUGGGACACCCUUGUCUGGCCAGUUUUCAUCCAGUCCCAUCCAAGGCCAGGGUCGAGCAUACAGUCUGGGCAGUGUCGCAAGUCCCAUGUUUUCAGAGAAAUCGUCACCUGCUUUCACGUCUCCUAUUCUGUCGCCCAUCAGACUUCAACAUUCUGUGACGCCUGUAUCAGUCUUUGCCAUGCGUUCUCGAGAGUACCACGACACAUGCAUGUGA